CACAUAUAUAAAAGCUGCAAGGAAGAGUGUUUCGCGUCUUCUGGAGGAUUCAAUCAUCGGCGGAGAACGAAAAUGGGAGUUUUCAGGCUUCACCAGUACCAGGUUGUCGGAAGAGCUCUCCCGACGGAGAAGGAUGAGCAACCUAAGAUUUACAGGAUGAAGCUCUGGGCUACGAACGAGGUUCUUGCCAAGUCCAAGUUCUGGUACUUCUUGAGGAGGCAAAAGAAGGUGAAGAAGAGUAAUGGACAGAUGCUAGCCAUCAACGAGAUCUUUGAGAAGAACCCAACAACGAUCAAGAACUUUGGAAUCUGGCUGAGAUACCAGAGUCGUACAGGUUACCAUAACAUGUACAAAGAGUUCCGUGACACAACUUUGAACGGAGCAGUGGAGCAAAUGUACACCGAGAUGGCAUCAAGGCACAGAGUCAGGUUCCCUUGCAUUCAGAUCAUCAAGACAGCUACAGUCCAAGCCAACCUCUGCAAGAGAGAGAGCACUAAACAGUUUCACAACAGCAAGAUCAAGUUCCCUUUGGUCUUCAGGAAGGUUAGACCUCCCACCAGAAAGCUCAAGACCACCUACAAGGCUUCCAGGCCUAACUUGUUCAUGUAGAAUCUCUCUCUCUUUUAUCAUAAGGUAAUUUGACUAUUUCAUACUUUUUUCGAGGGAUCAAAGUUGCUGGUAUUGUCAUUUUAAAAUUUUGUGGGUAGAAUCUUGAAGUAUUAUUAUGCAUUAUCUUGGUUUUGAUUCUGGAUUUUCUUGUUUUAUCUUUUAUUAGUUUUUGCACUCUUGAGACUUUAAAGAAUUCAAAUUUUCUU
Molecule: messenger RNA, 815 nt
Organism: Camelina sativa (false flax)
Lineage: Eukaryota; Viridiplantae; Streptophyta; Magnoliopsida; Brassicales; Brassicaceae
Product: large ribosomal subunit protein eL20w
Biological process (GO): translation
Cellular component (GO): ribosome
Molecular function (GO): structural constituent of ribosome
Source: RefSeq, a predicted model, not a curated record